GAAUAAAUACAAUGUCAUUCACUCAAAUUUAAUAUACAUUGUAAACUGGUAGCAUUAACAUUCGAAAUGGAUAUUUUCGAAAAUAUUUGCCGCACUUGCGGCAACGACUGUUUGGAUGCACUGGACAUAUUCGACGAUAGUGUUUUGGUGCUGGAUAAAAACAUUCUGAUAUCGGAGAUAUUGUCGUCGUGCUUGCCCAGCUCGGCAUCAUUACCAGCGUUGAGCGAGGACGAUGACUAUCCCAAGCAGAUAUGCCGGGUCUGCAUCAAGAAACUGGUUAUGAUUUAUGAAUUUAAUAAUAAGUGGAUAACGGCAACUAAUGAAUUCACUGUGGCCUUAAAGUUUGAGCAACGUCGCAAUCGAUCCCGCUUCACGCAGUCAAUAUCCCCUAACGAUCAGUUACCACUCAAAUGCACAGGAAAAGCAAUUGAAACAAAGCUGGAAUCUAUAGUGCCAGCCCAUGCUACUGGCAUUAAGGCAGAAACAAUUGUGUUCAAGCACGAGCCAAGCGAGGGUACCGAGAUUGCAGACCUAAUCGAAGAGGCUGAAUUGGUCCAGGAUAUGGCCCCAAGGACCAGCAUAUCAAUCAUAUCGGCAACGAAUUAUCAGUGCGCUUUGUGCAAUGAAUGCUAUCACACGCUGGCGGCCUAUCAAAAGCAUCAUAAAGUGAAUCAUCGGAACUCUCAGUUCAUGUUCUAUACGCCAGGACAAUAGACUCUGCUCUGGUCUCACUUUUAACAGACUUAUCUAUAUUAAUAUAUAUAUAUAUAUACCGAAACUA
This is a messenger RNA of Drosophila navojoa, 781 nucleotides long. RefSeq names its product Dorsal interacting protein 1 (gene Dlip1). NCBI's taxonomy places the organism in Eukaryota, Metazoa, Arthropoda, Insecta, Diptera, Drosophilidae. Gene Ontology annotation, molecular function: zinc ion binding. Gene Ontology annotation, cellular component: nucleus. The record is from RefSeq and is a predicted model, not a curated record.